Messenger RNA from Mus musculus (house mouse), 1681 nucleotides. RefSeq names its product lymphocyte antigen 6 family member G6G (gene Ly6g6g). Gene Ontology annotation, cellular component: synapse. NCBI's taxonomy places the organism in Eukaryota, Metazoa, Chordata, Mammalia, Rodentia, Muridae. The coding region runs from base 148 to 477 and encodes 109 amino acids. The transcript is spliced from 4 exons. The record is from RefSeq and is a predicted model, not a curated record.
AACUAAAACAGGAUCCCUCAGCAUGGGCUGAGAGAAGCUUGUGUCCUCUUCUACAGGAAGACAGAAGGCAGCCAAGAUGUUACGCAUGAUGACAAAGAAGGGUUGGAAAGACUGGGACAGACCUAAUACCCACAGCAGCGUGGGUGCAUGUUAGCCCAGGUCUCUGAUUCCCGGGCCCUGCACUGCCAUGUGUGCUGUGGGCACGAGAACUGCGAGUCUCUCGUGGAGUGCGCCUUGACGGACAAGUACUGUGUGAUCACUCGGGCCACCAAUCCUGGUGGCAUCCUGGUCAUGAAGUCCUGCGCCCCAACCUGCCCCAACAGCACCGUGUCUUCAGAUGGCCGUGCCCUCUCUGUCUCCUGCUGUCAGGGGAGCCAGUGCAACCGCAGUGCUGCCUCAGGCCUGACCGGCAGCCUUGGGGCUAUAUGGGCCAGCGCCUCUAUCAGCCUACUGUGGGCACUGCUUCGAGCUGCCUAGUGAGGGCCUGGGUGGCCUUUCCGUAUCAUCGGGGAUCUGUCUGCAACCUCAGCAGCAUCCUACCCCGACCCAGCCCAGGCUGUUACUCUCUCUCUCAUCAUUAACCCCAAGACACAUUCAAUCUUCCCUUCUCUCACAGAAAGGAAGUUAACUACACCUGUCCCAAAGGCUCCUGCCCCAGAGCCUAGCUCUCCUGCCUCAGGAAAUCUUCCAAGAGGGCACAAGGACACACCUCCCCAAGACCCUCACCUCUAUGAGACCUUCAGAGUCCUGGGAGUACCUAGCUAGCUACCUUCAGUAGGAAGAGCCGAUGUUUCUCGCAACUCCCUCCACCCUCAACCUUAGGCUUGGCAUUUGUACUACCCUCUCCUCUCUCUGAAAGGAUGCUAUAUGUUGGCCGUCUGGGUCCCUGGACCUCUUCUAUGUGUGAAGCAACCCUGGCAUAUGGCAUGAUUGUAAGAUUUGGGCACUGUCUAACUGAACAUCAGCUUUUAAAAGAUCCCCUGACUUCCCAUAGUAUGUGUAUGUGUAGGGGUAAGGCAGAUCAUCUUGGGCUUUGUGUCAGGAAUUAGAAUGGGUAUCCAUUCUCCCUGGGCAUGGAGAAACCUGCUUUGUCUCCCUGGCAGCAACAUCUCGCCACUCCUUCCCCAAUGCUGUCCUAGGAGAAGAAUUCAUGCUCAGGUCUGCUUGGUCCGAGGUAUUGGGUCUUGGGCAUUUCUGGUUCUUGGUCAACUUCAUCCUCAGAGACAUGCAGGUGGCCAUGAGACAGUGCCAAGUGAAAUUCUUAAUGCACUAAUAAGCCCAGGUGCGGGAGUGGUGCCUCUGCCUUGGACUCAGGCCUCCCAUGUCUGUAGUGAGUCGCAUUGGCCAAAAUAGAGGAAAAAGACUUCUAUCACACCCCAACCUAGAAGGGUUCCCUGAGAGCUCUUCUGAGAUAUGAUGUCCCUGGUGCUGCUAACUGGUGAAGUGUUUGCAUCUGUCACAGUGUGCCCUGGUCCCCAAAAGUCCAUACUUUUGUGUUGGCAGCACAACAAACCCUCAGCUUUCUGAACAGUCACCAGUACUCUGAGGCCACUCAAAGCCACAUCUCCUUGGGGGGAGGGAAGGGGCUCUUCUUGAGGGGCAGAGCCAGAGCCCUUCAAGUCUGGAGCGUUUUAUUCCCUACCCCUGCUGUCUUUGCCUGUCCCUGUAAUAAAACACUCUG